CACAUAAAGAAACCUUCUAAACCACCAAUAUGACAGACUCCAUAAGUGGUAGUAAUUUCAUAGCAAUAGCAAUCUGGUUUGCACCCUCUCCCCUUUUCAUCUUUGUAAACCUUGUCAUCGGUACCAUAGCUCUCGUUUCUUGCUUCAAUGCUGCACCCAAAAUCAAAAUCAUCCAGCGUGUCAAGUCCUUUAAUACCCGUCACUACUACAAUAAUCACCAAGAACAAACAUCUAGUGUUACAGAACCCGAGUGCACUCAACCCCAGCUCGUUCAAAUACCAUGCAUCUUAAAGCAUGUAGUGUCCUUCAAUCUCUCCCUUCAUAAACUUGCACCACCUCACGUAAAAACACAUUACGUUCAACCAGAAACCGAAAACUCAGUAACAAAACUUGAUCCAAAACUGGUUUGUGAUUUGGGUGAUGAGGAGAAGAGGGAGGUGGAACUGAAGAGAUCGGUGAGCGAGAAAGAGUGUUCGAUGACGUUGGACUGGGAGGAGGAGGAGGAUGAAGAAGCGUUGGAGAGAAGGAGGCCUUCAACCACGAUGGCGAGAAGUGAAACGACGACGUGUGGAGAAGAUGAAGGGGUUGACGCAAAAGCUGAUGAUUUUAUUAUCAUGUUUAAAAAGCAAUUGAAGUUGCAGAGGCUUAAUUCUUUAAUCCGUUACAGAAACACUCUUCUUACACUUCCCUUUGAAUAGUGGUAGUUGUCCAUGGAUACCAUGCAAAAUAAAAAAAGAA
Messenger RNA from Vicia villosa (hairy vetch), 738 nucleotides. RefSeq names its product pathogen-associated molecular patterns-induced protein A70-like. The record is from RefSeq and is a predicted model, not a curated record. The transcript has a single exon. Bases 30 to 698 code for a protein of 222 amino acids. NCBI's taxonomy places the organism in Eukaryota, Viridiplantae, Streptophyta, Magnoliopsida, Fabales, Fabaceae.